UUGCAAAACAACGAAGUAAGCUUUCCAAGUUUUUGAAACUCUGUUCAUAAAUUUGUUAACAAGAACAUCUGUGGGAUGUUAAAGCCAUUACAAGCACCAUGGGAGCAUCUCCAUCACCAACCUUUAAGAACUGUUCAAGCUCUCUGAGCUUCCUUUUCAUGUUCUUGAUUGUUUUCGGUUCAUCAGCAUUUGAUUUUGCUACGUCUGCUGAAGAAGCUGCUGCUCUUCUGCUAUGGAAAACCGGUCUUCAAGAUCCUCACGCACGCCUAGCUUCAUGGCAGCACCCUUCCAACGCAACUGGUCCAUGCACUUGGUUUGCCAUUUCUUGCAAUGGUGCCAUGAGUGUCACCAAAAUAAACCUCACAAAAUCUGGCUUACAAGGUACGCUCGAUCGAUUUUCAUUCUCCUUGUUCCCGAAUCUUGAGUACUUUGAUCUCAGCGUGAACUCGAUCUUUGGUGCCAUUCCAUCUCAAAUCAGUCAACUCUCCAAACUAGUCCAUCUUGAUUUGUCCGCUAAUAAUUUGAAUGGUUUGAUUCCUUCUUCUUUCGGAAAUUUAACCAAUCUCACUUACUUGAACUUGUGUAGGAACUUUCUUAAUAGUUCCAUUCCUUUAGAAAUUGGUAACCUUUCGAAUUUGGUAGAGCUUUACUUGAACACCAACAAUCUCACAGGUUCCUUCCCACCAACUUUUGUCAACUUAAAAAGAUUAAGAUUUUUAUACAUGUAUGAAAACAUGCUUGUUGGCUCUAUUCCUCUAGAAAUAGGGAAUCUGAUAUCUCUCAGCCAUCUCAGCCUUUACAGCAACAACCUUUCAGGUCCUAUCCCGGAGUCCUUAUGUGACCUUAUGAACCUUACUGUGCUUGAACUAUACCGGAACAAUCUUUCAGGCCCUAUACCGGAAAACAUUGGGAACAUGAAGUCUCUUGUUGUUCUAAAUAUCAUGGAGAAUAAGCUCAGCGGUCCUAUUCCCAUUUCAAUUGGUGAUUUGAGCAGAUUAGAAGUUUUGUACAUUCGUGACAACCUGCUCUCAGGUUCCAUUCCGGAAGUGAUAGGAGAUCUCAUGAAUUUGGUUGUGUUCCGAGUUGCCAGAAACAAUUUAACUGGCCAUUUGCCGCAGAACAUCUGCAAAAGUGGAAGGCUUAACAAUUUCACUGCAAAUGGGAAUCGUCUGUCAGGUCGAAUGCCAGAAAGCUUGAGAAACUGCACAACAUUGUACAGAGUUCGCCUUGAUGGAAACCAAUUCACUGGAAAUAUUUCUGAAGACUUUGGUGUUUAUCCGAACUUGGACUACAUAAACCUAAGUGACAAUAAGUUUUACGGCGAAAUUUCACACAAAUGGGGCAAGUCUUUGCAGCUAACAGAUUUUGAGAUUGCAGGGAACAACAUCACUGGUUCCAUACCACCUGAGAUUGGAAACUUGACUCAACUCGGUUUGCUUAAUCUUUCCUCAAAUCAUUUGGUCGGGAAGAUCCCUGUGGAACUUGGAAGGCUGACGUCUAUGGUGAAGCUUAUAUUGAAUGACAAUCAACUUUCUGGUGGUAUACCUCAAGAGCUCGGAUCACUGACUGAGCUCGAGUAUCUUGACCUGUCCGCAAACAAUUUGAGCCAGUCGAUAGCAAGUAGUAUCGGGGACUUUGCAAAACUUCACCACCUGAAUUUGAGCAAAAACAAGUUGAGCCAUGGAAUACCAAUUCAGUUGGGCAUGUUACUGCAGCUGUCUGUGCUGGAUUUGAGUCAUAACAUUCUUGCUGGAGAGAUACCAACUGAAUUUUCCAGUUUGGUUAGUUUGGUGACACUAAAUCUCUCCCACAACAACCUUUCCGGUGUUAUUCCAAGUACUUUUGAUGACCUGCAUGGCUUGGAGUUUGUCGACAUAUCGAACAAUCAGUUAUGUGGUCCAAUUCCGAGUAACAAAGCACUCCAAGAGGCUCCCGUGCAAGCAUUGCAAGGAAACAAUGGUUUGUGUGGCAAUGCUACAGGUCUACCGCCCUGCAACAAUAGUCUUUUUGAAAAGAUUCAUAAAUCGAAAACUGGUUCCAAAAUUGUGCACAUAAUCUUGCCACCUGCGGUGGGGGCAAUUGUAAUUGCUUCCUGUGUAAUUUACAUCACUUUACUAAGAAGAAAUGAAUGCGAACAAACUGACAAGGGUGACAUGCAGCCUAAAGAAUUUGAACUGCGCACGAUUUCAAUUUUUGAUGGAAAGUUGUUUUAUGAAGAAAUCAUAAAAGCAACUGAGGAUUUUGAUGAUGCAUAUUGCAUUGGAAGAGGGGGGUUUGGCAGUGUUUACAAAGCAAAACUGCCGUCAGAUGACUUGGUGGCUGUAAAGAAGCUCCACACUCCAUCUGAAGGUGAAUGGAGCACUCAGAAAGAGCUUCUAAAUGAGGUAAAGACAUUGACUGAGAUACGCCAUCGGAACAUUGUCAAGCUUUAUGGUUUCUGCUCACAUUCAAAACACUCGUUUUUGGUUUACGAGUACCUUGAAAGGGGUAGCUUGUUUUCAAUCUUGGACAAUGAUGAGGAGGCUAUGAAAUUGGAUUGGAGUAAACGGCUGAAUAUCAUUAAAGGUGUGGCACAUGGAUUAUCCUACAUGCACUCUGAUGUGUCCCCGCCUAUUGUUCAUAGAGACAUAUCCAGCAAGAACAUUUUGCUGGACGAUGAAUAUGAGGCUUGCAUUUCCGACUUUGGCACUGCUAAACUACUCGAUAUUAACUCUUCUAACUGGACUGCAGUUGCGGGCACGUUUGGAUAUGUAGCACCAGAGUUUGCAUACACAUUGAAGGUAACUGAGAAAUGUGACGUCUACAGCUUUGGCGUGUUAGCACUUGAAGUGAUUCAAGGAAAGCACCCGAGUAAUCUAAUCGGGUCAUUGUUAUCACCAGUAAUCAGGGAAGGCAAAAUGCUCGGGGAUUUGUUAGAUGAUCGCAUUGCACCACCCACAGAUAUAGUUCUGGUUGAACUUACUACUGUCUUUAAGCUAGCAGUUGCAUGCUUACAUGAAAAUCCUCGGUUUAGGCCGACAAUGUACGACAUUUCUCAGAUUAUAUCACUCGAAAUCUCCGAUAUAGAGAAGGGACAGGUAGAGCGCUGAAUUUGUGUAGUAGGUGAGGAAUUUAGAGAGGAUUUUAACUUGGCUAAUCUCCAUAAAUUUGUAUAGGCUAGAUAUGUAGCUACCAAUUAACUGUGGUAUAUAUGUAUAUACUAUAAUCCUGGUGUAGACUUAAUAUAAUUUGUUCAUAGUCACACACCUACCUAGGCUG
Messenger RNA from Pyrus x bretschneideri (Chinese white pear), 3258 nucleotides. Its product is annotated as MDIS1-interacting receptor like kinase 2-like. The record is from RefSeq and is a predicted model, not a curated record. Gene Ontology annotation, biological process: protein phosphorylation. The transcript has 2 exons. Gene Ontology annotation, molecular function: protein kinase activity; ATP binding; protein binding. NCBI's taxonomy places the organism in Eukaryota, Viridiplantae, Streptophyta, Magnoliopsida, Rosales, Rosaceae. Bases 99 to 3089 code for a protein of 996 amino acids.